Molecule: messenger RNA, 2849 nt
Organism: Raphanus sativus (radish)
Lineage: Eukaryota; Viridiplantae; Streptophyta; Magnoliopsida; Brassicales; Brassicaceae
Product: receptor-like protein 48
Exons: 1
Coding region: 49-2655 (868 amino acids)
Molecular function (GO): protein binding
Source: RefSeq, a predicted model, not a curated record
UCUAGAGUCCCCAACAUCGUUCGUUUCAAAUAAAAAAGGCAAAAAAAAAUGAUGCAUUCGUUUACUGAGAAAAGGAUGAUGAUACUAUGGAGCUUGUGUUUGAUUUUCUCCCUUUCAUAUUUAGUAGUUGUUUUUCCUUCUCCUGUUAAGCCCUUGUGUCGUCCAGACCAGAGGGAUGCUCUUUGGGAGUUCAAGAGCGAGUUCUAUGUGGAUUCUUUGGAUGGGACGUAUGUUGAGACGAAGCCAUGGAGCUGGAGGAACAACACUGAUUGCUGUUCUUGGGAUGGUAUCUCUUGUGAUCAUAAUACAGGCAUGGUUGAUGUGUUAGACCUCUGGGGAAGUCCUCUUAGUGGCCCUUUGAGAUCAAAUAGUAGUCUGUUCAGACUACAAAAUCUUCAGAGUCUGUAUCUUGGCUCCCAAAACCUUUCGGGUAUUAUACCAGAAUCCGUCGACAACCUCAAAUAUUUGAGGGUUUUGAGUCUUACUAGCUGCAACUUCUUUGGAAAGAUUCCUUCUUCACUGGGAAAUCUUUCUUAUCUCAAAGAGCUCGAUCUUUCUGGAAAUGAAUUCACCGGUGAACUACCAGAUUCGUUAGGCAACCUAAAGCAACUCAGCAAGUUGAAUCUUGCAACAACCAAUAUUGGUGGGAACUUUCCUCGUCAGCUACUCAAUUUGAGCGAGCUCACAUGGAUCAACCUUGAAUCUAGCCAGUUCAAAGGUAUGCUCCCAUCUAACAUGAGUAGCCUCUUGAAAUUAGAGUAUUUUGAUAUUAGUGGAAAUUCAUUUUCUGGAUCCAUUCCUUCGACUCUCUUAGCGAUCCCUUCGUUGAUCCACCUUAGGAUGAGAAGAAACAAAUUCAGUGGUCCUCUUGAAAUUGGGAAUAUCUCUUCACCAUCUAGAUUUAAAACUUUAUACCUUGGAAAAAACAAUUUCAGUGGUCCAAUCCCCGGAUCUUUAUCAAAUCUAGUCGGCCUGAAGUUACUUGACCUCUCUUUCUGGAAUACAAGGGGUAGCAUGGUCGAUUUCAGCAUAUUCUUGCAUCUCAAGUCACUUACGUUUCUUGAUCUCUCGUAUAUGAACACAAGAAACGUGGUUGACUUGAAUCUUUUCUCACAUCUCAUGUCACUUCGAGACUUGGAUCUUUCAGGGAUUAAUUUGAAGAUUAGUGAAAGUAUCCAUCUUUCCUCAUCCAUAGAAUUAUUGGUUCUAUCAUCCUGCAAUGUUUUUGAGUUUCCUGAGUUUAUAAAAAACAGAACCAAUUUGUAUUACUUGGACAUUUCUUCCAAUCAAAUUGGAGGUCAGGUACCAGAGUGGUUAUGGAGACUGCCAGUGCUGCGGUAUGUAAACAUUUCUCAUAAUUCCUUUAGUGGGUUUCAAGGAUCAGUGGAUGUUAUUCAAGGAUCUACAACACAAAAGCUUGAUAUAAGUUCAAACACAUUUCGGGAACCAUUUCCUUUGUUACCAACAUCUAUGAUGUACUUUACAGGAUCUUAUAAUCAGUUUUCAGGAGAGAUUCCUUGGCAAAUAUGCGAACUGGUUGAUCUUGAUACACUAGUUUUAUCCAACAACAACUUCAGCGGUUCUAUUCCUCGGUGCUUUGAGAAAUUUAAAUUUUCUCUUUCGAUCUUGCAUCUCCAGGGUAACAGUCUUUCUGGCAUUAUUCCAGAGGAAUAUAUCAGUGAUUCGCUGAUAUCACUUGAUAUUGGUGGAAACCAAUUAUCAGGAGAACUCCCCAAGUCUCUUAUCAAUUGCAGUCGCCUCAAGUUUAUGAACAUGGAAGAUAACAAGAUCAAUGACACAUUUCCUUUCUGGUUGAGUUUUUUGCCCAAUCUAGAGAUUCUUGUCCUUCGGUCUAACCAGUUCCAUGGGCCAAUCUCUUUUAUUGGAGAUUCUUUGAGUUUCCCAAAGUUACGGAUAUUUGACAUUUCGGCAAAUUUCUUUACUGGAGUUUUGCCAUCAGAUUAUUUUGCGGGUUGGAGUGUAAUGUCAUCGGUCAUUGACAUUGUAAAUACUCUACCUAGUACGUUUGCCGGACGUCGCUUAGAAUACUAUCACAACUCAGUGGGUCUGACGAACAAAGGAAUGAAGAUGGAGCUGGUUGGGAGUGUUUUCACAAUGUACAAAACUAUUGAUGUCUCUGGAAACAGACUAGAAGGAGACAUUCCAAAAUCAGUCGGUUUACUCAAAGAGCUGAUUGUGCUCAACAUGUCUAACAAUGCUUUCACAUACCACAUUCCGCCAUCGCUAGGGAACUUGACCAAUCUCCAAUCACUAGAUCUGUCUCAUAACGGUCUAUCAGGCGCAAUCCCACCAGAGCUCGGAAAACUCACAUUUCUGGCGUGGAUGAACUUCUCUUACAACGGGCUUGAAGGUCCGAUACCACAAGGAACACAAAUUCAGAGCCAAAAUAGUUCUUCAUUCGCUGAGAAUCCCAGGCUAUGUGGUGCGCCUCUCCAAGUAACAUGCGGCGGAGAAAAAGAAGAAGAAGCAACGAAACAAGAGAAAGAAGAUGAAAAAAUUGAAGAACAAGAUCAAGUACGGAGCUGGAUUGCAGCUGCAAUAGGUUAUACAUCAGGUGUUGUGUGUGGACUCACCAUCAGUCACAUCCUCAUUUCAUAUAAACGUGACUGGUUCAUAAAGAUCAUUCACUCUUAAUCCAAGCAUCACUUCAUACGUGGAUAGCGUUUCCUUGCAAUAAUAUAUAAACCAGUAAGCUUUUGUCUCAACUUUUUUAAUGCUUGUUAUAAAUCAUAUGUGUCAGUCUUCUCUUCCGACAUCCUAUUGUCUUAAAGCGUAACUUGGAUCUGUGUAUUAUGGUUUACAUUGAAAGUAAUCAUUUCUUUCUUCUA